Messenger RNA from Manis javanica (Malayan pangolin), 2084 nucleotides. It is a transcript of the gene ARSK, whose product is annotated as arylsulfatase family member K. Gene Ontology annotation, molecular function: arylsulfatase activity; glucuronate-2-sulfatase activity. Lineage: Eukaryota; Metazoa; Chordata; Mammalia; Pholidota; Manidae. The record is from RefSeq and is a predicted model, not a curated record.
GCUGUAGUUCUGCGGGUGAAGCACUGGAAGGAAAGCAGCCUGCGGUCUCUGUAAUCCCGCCCUGCUCCUCCCGGGACGGAGUUCCCGGAGGGAGGUUGUGCGCCCAGGACUGCAUCUCAGAACCGUUCUGAGCAAUGCUGCUCUGGUUGUCCGUGGUCGCAGCCUCGGCGCUGGCCAUACCAGCCCCGAGGGCAGAUGGGCAGAGGCGAGGAGAUGCUCGGGCUUGGCCCGUUGCUCCCAACGUGGUGCUAGUCGUGAGUGACUCCUUUGAUGGAAGGCUAACAUUUUAUCCAGGAACUCAGGUACUGAAACUUCCUUUUAUCAACUUCAUGAAAGCACAUGGCACUUCCUUUCUGAAUGCCUACACAAAUUCUCCAAUCUGUUGUCCAUCACGCGCAGCAAUGUGGAGUGGCCUCUUCACUCACUUAACAGAAUCUUGGAAUAACUUUAAGGGCCUAGAUCCAAAUCAUACAACAUGGAUGGAUGUCAUGGAAAAGCAUGGCUACCGAACACAGAAAUUUGGAAAACUGGACUAUACUUCAGGACAUCACUCCAUUAGCAAUCGUGUGGAAGCAUGGACAAGAGAUGUUGAUUUCUUACUCAGACAAGAGGGCAGGCCUACGGUUAAUCUGAUCCCUAAAAAGACCAAAAUAAGAGUAAUGGAAAGGGACUGGGAAAAUACAGACAGAGCAGUAAACUGGUUAAGAAAUGAAGCAAUUAAUUACACUCAACCAUUUGUUCUGUAUUUGGGAUUAAAUUUACCACACCCAUAUCCUUCACCAUCUUCAGGAGAAAAUUUUGGAUCUUCAACAUUUCGCACUUCUCUUUAUUGGCUUAAAAAGGUGUCUUAUAAUGCCAUCAAAAUCCCAAAGUGGUCACCUCUGUCAGAAAUGCACCCUAUUGAUUAUUACUCUUCUUAUACAAAAAACUGUACUGGGAAAUUUACAGAAAAAGAAAUUAAGAAUAUUAGAGCAUUUUAUUAUGCUAUGUGUGCUGAGACAGAUGCCAUGCUUGGUGAAAUUAUUUUGGCUCUUCACCAGUUAGAUAUUCUUCAGAAAACUGUUGUCAUAUACACCUCAGACCACGGGGAGCUGGCCAUGGAACAUCGUCAGUUUUAUAAAAUGAGUAUGUACGAAGCUAGUUCCCAUGUUCCACUCUUGAUAAUGGGACCAGGAAUUAAGGCUAACCUACAAGUAUCAACUUUGGUUUCUCUUGUGGAUAUUUACCCUACUAUGCUUGAUAUUGCUGGAAUUCCUCUGCUUCAGAACCUGAGUGGAUACUCUUUGUUACCAUUAUCAUCAGAAACAUUUAAGAAUGAACAUAAAUGCAAAACCUCACGUCCACCCUGGAUUCUGAGUGAAUUCCAUGGAUGCAAUGUAAAUGCUUCCUCCUACAUGCUUCGAACUAACCAGUGGAAGUAUAUAGCCUACUCUGAUGGUGCUUCAGUAAUGCCGCAGCUCUUUGAUCUGUCCUCAGAUCCAGAUGAACUAACAAAUGUUGCUGCAGAAUUUCCAGAAAUAACUUAUUCUUUGGAUCAGAAGCUUCGUACCAUCAUAAAUUACCCUCAAGUUUCUGCUUCUGUCCACCAAUACAAUAAAGAGCAGUUUAUCAAGUGGAAACAAAGUGUAGGGCAAAACUAUUCCAGCAUGAUAGCAAACCUCAGGUGGCAUCAGGACUGGCUGAGAGAACCAAGGAAAUAUGAAAAGGCAAUUGAUCAGUGGCUUCAAAACCACAUUAACCCAAAUAAAUUUUGAAUGAUAAUAAAAAAGUAAUAUUCUAGAGCUAUACAGAAAUAUGUUGAAAGAUCAUAAUUGUUAGUUUUAAAUGUUAGUUUUAAUAAUUACUGAUUUUUAGUUACUUUUAAAGGAUGUAGUCUAUUUUAAAAUAGAAUACUAUAGUCAUAAUAUUAUAUAGUUUCAAAAAUGAUUACUAUCAAGACUCAUUCUUACCAACUUCUAAUGGUUUAAUGGGAGUAUUAAAAGGAAGCAAAUAGUAUAAUAUACAGUUAGGUUCCUGUGAAUAAUAUGGACUGUAGACUAUUUUUAACAAUUGAAUAUUACUUAUAAACCAUAAAAUAAUUACUU